This is a messenger RNA of Chaetomium fimeti, 3957 nucleotides long. RefSeq lists its product as uncharacterized. The record is from RefSeq and is a predicted model, not a curated record. Gene Ontology annotation, molecular function: protein binding. The transcript has 3 exons. Lineage: Eukaryota; Fungi; Ascomycota; Sordariomycetes; Sordariales; Chaetomiaceae. Bases 189 to 3824 code for a protein of 1211 amino acids.
GGCUUGCUGAGGUCGGGCAUCAACUCGCUGCACGCCUGCCUGAGGACGCACCUCUGCAACAAGUUUACUGGUUAUGUCACUUGCACAGCUGAAGUCCCUCCCCUAUCUGUUUUCCUCCCCAAGGUACCUAACCAAACGAGCACUCCGCCACCGAUAGAACCUCUAGAAACAUCACCAACCGCGUCACGAUGUGGUCCUCUAGGUCCACCAACCCGGGCGGGACAGUGCCGUCUUCGUCCUGGGUCCCUUCUGUUCGGCGUCGCUUCGACCAGUUUCGCAGAGAACCCCUUAGACUGUUGGACCAUGGACGCCGCAAGACGGGGUUAUUAAAAGCGGCCUGGUCUACUCGUCACGGAAAUCCCACUCCCGCAAAGCUCCCCGAAGAUUCUGUUCCGGACGGCUAUGUCAGGGCCAAUACACCAGAGUCGGAAUGCCCGCAAGUGAGCCUGUCUUUGUGGGAUCGCGCGUACGACGCUUUGAAGGAGAAAGAUGGUUUGUUGGUUGAAAAGUACGAGGAGCUCUUAUCCAAGGAGCUCUCGGCAUUAAAGGCCGACGACCUGAGCGAAUCAUCCUCCUACGCCGGCACGGCAUGCGGCAACGAGGAACGCUCGAUAGACGGUUCGAAUCCUGCCGCCCGUCAAGCUCAGAUGAUCGCGAUAGCCGAGGGUGCUCUGGCCCGACUAGAUGAGAAGGCAAUCCGAUACCGUAUCUUCGGACACACCUACGUACUCAAAGACCAAAUCACACAAGCCACAAAGGUGGUGGAGCAAUUGAAAGGCAUCAUUGGGGAGGCCGUCAAGGUGUCUCCCCAGGCUUCCGUCGCCUGGGCUGGCAUCUGCGUCGUCAUCCCGCUCCUAGCAAACCCCAGUGCCGAGGAGACAGCCAACCGCGAUGGAUUCGCCUACGUCGCGAAUCGCAUGGGUUACUACACGGCGCUUGAGCCCCUGCUAUCUCGUCUUCUUCACGACUCGUCCGGUGCCAAGACGGCCAACGAGAGUCUGGCAGCCAGAUGCAACCACAAUAUCGAGGAUCUGUAUCAACACAUUCUUGAGUUUCAACUUCGAAGCAUCCGACACUACCAUCGGCAUUGGCUUUGCGGUCUCGCCCGUGACGCGGUCGCGUACGAUGGUUGGAAGCAGAUGCAGCUCAAGAUCAAGGACCUCGAAAAGGCCGUCUCUUCGGAUCUUUCCCAGGUCAAUGACCUUUCGUCGAGGGAAGAACUAGAGUCCCUGAACAAGACGGCCGAUGAUUCUUUCCAGGUGCUCCGCCAGGUCCUCCUCAUCAACAAGGACCAUCUUCGAACGACGGUGGAAAUCCGAGAUCUGCUGUCCGGGAGGCAACAAACCGAGAUGGACCAUGAGACUCAACAAUGCCACCAAAGCUUCCGCCUCACGCGAGGCGGGACCGAAGACGAUUCUUACGAGUGGUACAAAGGAAGAGUCGAAGACCGUGUUGAGGGAACCUGCGAGUGGUUUCUUAAACAUGAGAACUUCCAAUCAUGGCUCAAAUGGGACACGGGACCUCUUAUGGUGUCUGCGGAUCCCGGAUGUGGAAAGUCGGUCCUGGCCAAAUAUCUUAUCGACCACGUGUUACCUUCCAGAGGAGAGGCCAGCAUUUGCUACUUCUUCUUCAAGGACCAGGAUCAAAAUACCCUCUCACAGGCUCUCUGUGCCCUUCUUCACCAGCUCUUUUCCCAACAGCCAGCCUUGAUUCGCCACGCCAUGCCAAAGUUUACCGAGAACGGUGCCAAGAUUGUGACUAAUACCAAGUCGCUGUGGGAUAUCCUGAAAGCCGCUACCGAAGAUGCUGCCGCUGGGCCGACGACGUUUAUCCUUGACGCGCUGGAUGAAUGCGCUGAAAAGGACUUUCGGGAGCUGAUGCAACAGUUGACGGCCUUUUUCGUCGAGAAGUCGGUUCCAACCAGGAGAGUCAAGUUCCUGUUGACAGGGCGGCCAUAUUCUACAGUCCUAUCAGGACUGCAGGACUUGGUGGAUGCGUUUCCCAAUAUUCGAAUCCCAGGAGAAGACGAGUCUGAUGCUAUCAGCAAGGAAGUGGACCACGUCAUUCGGCAUCGAGUCCGAAAGCUACGUCUCUCAAAACACAUCGAGGCCUACUUGGAGCAGCGGUUGGCGGCUGUUGAGCACCGCACCUACCUCUGGGUAUACCUCGUGUUUGAUUACUUGAGGGCCGAAGGCUUCCAGAAAACCAAAACGGGGGUUGACUUGAUGCUCCAGAACCUUCCAACGACUGUCAACCAGGCGUACGAGAACAUCCUCGCGAGGCACAGACAUUCUCCAAUGGCUCAAAAGACUUUGAGCAUUGUCUUGGCAGCAUGUCGGCCAUUGACCGUCGCUGAGAUGAACGUCGCUGUUAGCAUCGAUCUCUCAUCAGGUUCCCGGGACAACGCCGACGCGUGGCGUUUGGGGCUCGAGAGCGAAGACGAAUUCCGCGAAACCCUCCGACGUGUCUGCGGCCUGUUCGUCUCCAUAUACCAUGAUAGGGUCUACUUCCUUCACCAGACCGCCAGAGAGUUCCUCCUCGCAACGCCACCAUCGUCCGGACAUGCCGUGCCGCCUUGGAGGCAUUCCAUCACCAUUCGCCAAGCCCACACGGUUCUCGCCGAAGUCUGCGUGGUUUAUCUAGACCGCCUCGUGCCCGACAGUUCACUUGAAGAGCUACACGAGAGGUCCCAGUCCAACUCCGGCAUACAUGUAUAUUGUGGGGAAGACGAAGGCCUCGGUGAUAAGUACUACCCCCCCUUCCUAGGCUAUUCCGCCAGAUAUUGGGGUACGCACUUUCGAGAGGCCAGCGUUGAAAACGACUCCGAGAUAUUCCCAUCCGCAUUGCGGAUCUAUGACGAGAAAUCGAAGAGUCACGCAGCGUGGUUCUACCUUUACCGCCGAAGCGAGAGAGCGUACAUACCUAACGACGUAUCACGUUUGGCAAUGGCCUCGCGUCUCGGGCACGAGGCUGUCGCCAGGCUUCUACUCGCGCAGGGCGCCGACGUCAACCAUCCUAACGGCCCGGCACCACUCUGCAUGGCCGCUUGCGGAGGGCACAAGGCCGUUGCUGAACUGUUGAUUAUGGAGGGCGCCGAUGUCAACACCGUCAUGCAGAAGGAUGUCUUCGGUCCACUUCAAGCGGCCGCUGCAUUCGGGCACAAAGCUAUCGUUGACCUGUUAAUUAGAAAUGGGGCUUACAUCAAUUCCGGUGAGUACCACGGCUAUCCCGUGGCGCCACUCGCGUUAGCGGCGGGAGGACAUGAGGACAUCGUUCACCUGUUACUUGCGAACGGUGCCGACGCCAACGGGGAGUAUCACACUCGGACGGCACUCCAGGUAGCGGCGGGGGGAGGGUACAGGGCCAUCGUUGACCUGUUAGUUGAGAAUGGAGCCAGUGUCAAUGCUACGGCGGCCUGGGGUGGGGGUGGAGGCUCAGCACUCCAGGAAGCGGCCAAGGAAGGGCACAAGGCUAUUGUUGAUGUGUUACUCGCGAAUGGGGCCGAUAUCGAAGGGCGCGGUCGCGACACACCACUCCAGCAAGCGGCGGCGAGAGGGCACAAGGCUAUUGUUGACGUGUUACUCGCGAAUGGGGCCGAUAUCGAAGGGGACGGUUUCCGCGAGUCACCACUGGUGCAAGCGGCGCGGUGGGGACACAAGGCUAUCGUUGAUGUGUUAAUUGAAAAUGGGGCGAACAUCGAUGCUAAAAACAGGCAUGGGGACACAGCACUCGAUAACGCGGUGAAGUGGGGACCGAACGAGGGUAUCGUUGAAUUGUUGAUUGCGAAUGGGGCUCACUUAACACAAGAGCAGGUAGAUACCUAGGUACCUACCUUGGGUGGGAGGUAAUUGUCGGUUAUUGUCUGCCCUGGCGGUGUUAUUUAGAGGAACUUUUUAGCGACUCGUAGAGGGCUUCUUGGAAGUCCACGAUGUUAAGAAUUGCCCUCCCUCUCAAAAA